UAAGACAGCAACAAAAUGUUACUGUUGCUACCCUGUUUCUUUUUGAUAAUUUCAUCUGUUGGUAGAAUGUCAGCAGAAGAAACAAAAAUUGUUGGUGGAUCUCCAACCGUCAUUGAAAAGUUUCCUUACCUAAUAUCUCUACAACAAUUUAAUAGUCAUAUAUGCGGUGGUUCAAUUAUUUCUUCAAACUAUGUAUUAACCGCCGCACACUGCACGUAUAAUACACCAGCUAUAACCUUAACGGUAAGAUAUGGAAGUUCCAAACAUACUGAGGGCGGCUCUGUGCUUAGAGUAAGUUGCGCAAUGGAACAUCCUAACUACGACCCAGUAACUCAUGACUACGACGCGGCUCUACUUAAAGUGGCACCACUGUCACUGUUGAUGAAGUUACCUGAUUUACCAAGGAUUGCACUUGGUACCACUGAAAUCCCUGAUGGUACCUUACUCACUGUGACCGGUUGGGGGACUCUUGUAGAAGGUGGUGGUAUAUCAUCAGUUUUACAGACUGUGAACGUCCCAAAAGUACCUGAAAGUGAUUGUAAAUCUGCGUAUGCACCUCUAACUAUUACCGACCGAAUGAUAUGCGCUGGUUAUAUUGAUGGAGGUAAAGACUCCUGCCAGGGAGAUUCUGGUGGUCCCCUUGUUUAUAAUAACGAACUUGUUGGAAUUGUUUCAUGGGGUGAAGGAUGUGCACAGGCAGGAAUGCCAGGUGUUUACACAAAAGUAUCUGCAAUUAAUAUAAAUGAUUUCUUCUCAGAAGGCAAUUCUUUUACAACAUUAUUACGGUGUCAAUUGUAUGUAACCAACAUGUUACCACUUCAUGAAAAAACAAACAUGGUGAAUUUAAUAUUUUUGUAUAGUAUUCUCAUUGUGGGUCUUUCCAUUGGUACCCAAGCUAAAUUUCACAAUAGAAUCGUCGGAGGCAAUGAUGCUUCCAUCGAAGACUAUCCCUAUCAAAUCUCCUUACUAUCCAUGGGUCAACAUAUUUGUGGUGGUUCAAUUAUUUCUCCUUUUUAUGCCGUGACUGCCGCUCAUUGCACAGAUGGUUCUGAUGCUGUUUCAUUAUCUGUCCGAUAUGGUAGUUCGAUCAGGAAUGCUGGAGGACUGAUCAAUCCUGUAUCGGAAAUUUUUCAACAUCCUGACUAUGACAAACCAACCAAUAAUUAUGACGUCUCAGUGUUGAGGUUUGAUGUUCCCUUCAUAGAAAGUCAAUUUGCACAGAGUAUUCCUUUGUGUUCAUGUGAGGUUCCUGAAGGUGCACUUACCACAAUCAGUGGUUGGGGAGAUACUGUCGAUGGGAUGACUUCUCCCCCUAUGGUUUUGCAAGCAGGUGAAGUUCCUAGGGUUUCUGAUGAGGAAUGCAGAAGACUUUUAGGAGAAAACAUAAUUACUGAUGAAAUGUUAUGCGCUGGUUAUGCAAAAGGUGGAGUUGGAAUUUGUUUUGGGGAUUCCGGUGGUCCCCUGGUUUAUCAUGGUAAACUAUGUGGGGUUACUUCAGGCGGAUUUGGUUGUGCUCAUCCCAACAGUCCUGGAAUUUUUGCAGAUGUUAUUGAAUUCGUUCGGUUUAUUACUGUUAUAACAGGACCAUUAGAUUAAUACGAAAUAGAAUCAAUUGAAUUAUAAUCACGUCAAAAAAUCAUCUAUUUUAGUAUUAAAAACAUGUAAAAUUAAAAUUAAACGUUUAUGCAUU
Messenger RNA from Dalotia coriaria, 1690 nucleotides. RefSeq names its product transmembrane protease serine 9-like. Gene Ontology annotation, biological process: proteolysis. Bases 16 to 1596 code for a protein of 526 amino acids. The record is from RefSeq and is a predicted model, not a curated record. Lineage: Eukaryota; Metazoa; Arthropoda; Insecta; Coleoptera; Staphylinidae. The transcript has 4 exons. Gene Ontology annotation, molecular function: serine-type endopeptidase activity.